This is a messenger RNA of Pseudoliparis swirei, 877 nucleotides long. RefSeq lists its product as uncharacterized. The coding region runs from base 99 to 761 and encodes 220 amino acids. The transcript has 6 exons. NCBI's taxonomy places the organism in Eukaryota, Metazoa, Chordata, Actinopteri, Perciformes, Liparidae. The record is from RefSeq and is a predicted model, not a curated record.
GCCAACAGCAUCUCGUCCUCGCGCUCUGAGAUGCACCUCGUGAAGUGGAGAAUAAUGAUUACUGACUUCCUCUCCCGCGGACCUCCGAGAAGCCGAGAAUGGAGGACCACGCGUACGCGCUGCGCGGAGCUGGUGGAGACUACGAUGGAGCUCCUGGCCUCCCUACGGCCAUCAGACGUGCGCCGGCGCCGACUCCGACACCCAGACAUCCGACUCCGAUUCCGCCAGCUCCGCCAGAUCAUCCGACUCCGCCAGAGACUGGCCCGCAGCUGUGGAACGUCUUGAAGCAGCUCCGGCCCCAGCCCCCCAGAAACCAGAAGAGUCCACCAGGAGGAGCAGGAAGAGGAGGAGCCCGACUGCCCGGCAGGACUGAUAAAGUUCCAGACAGCCUUCCCUCGCACCUGGCGGUUGGCGUGGUUCUACUUUUUUAUUUAGGUAUCGAUUGCUGUGACACAGAAGAGUCUACCAGGAUCUCCUUAACGACGACGAAGAAGAUGACGAGGGAGGACCACAUGAGAAGGAUGAAGGACGACAGGACCAGAUGCAGAGCGGCGGUUGUCUUUCUUUUAGUGGGCGGCAGGACUCCUCUGUCUCUCUCCCAGCUGAGGGUGGACGUCAACCAACCCGUCACCCUCAGCAGACCACUGAACAAGUACAAUCAGGACCCCCCCCCCCCCGCCGCCCGUCCACCCAGCCCCCUGACACCGCCCGCCCCGCCCACACAGGAAGCAGCUGUGAAGAAGACGGACGCUUCAGCCUGAACGAGACAUAAUAAUUCUUUCAUUUGUCACAUGGAAUACUGUACGUUCAUGUUAACAGUGUACAGUAUUUAGAUUAUCUCCUGAUUUUAAUAAAUACAUGUACAGUAACAUCUAAA